Molecule: messenger RNA, 783 nt
Organism: Budorcas taxicolor (takin)
Lineage: Eukaryota; Metazoa; Chordata; Mammalia; Artiodactyla; Bovidae
Gene: IRAK1BP1
Product: interleukin 1 receptor associated kinase 1 binding protein 1
Exons: 4
Coding region: 1-783 (260 amino acids)
Biological process (GO): canonical NF-kappaB signal transduction; immune response
Source: RefSeq, a predicted model, not a curated record
AUGUCGUUGCAACAGACCCCUCAGCCGCGGGUGUUCGUGGAGCUGCUUCCCUGGGCUGACCGAGGCCGGGAGAACUACCUGCUCUCGGGUGGAGAGACGCUGCCCGGCCGCCGCCGCCCUCUCUCCUCAGCGCCGGCCCAAACUCCCUCCCGCGAGGUGCAUGUCAGCGGCACCGCCGAGGUGUCUGCGAGCCCGGACCGGGCGCAGGUGGUCGUGCGGGUGAGCAGCACCAAGGAGGCGGCGGCCGAGGCCAAGAAGAGCGUUUGCCGCCGCCUGGACUACAUCACACAGAGCCUCCGGCAGCAGGGCGUGCAGUCAGAAAAUGUAACUGUGACAAAGGAUUUUAAAAGGCUAGAAAAUGCUUAUCACAUGGAAGCAGAGGUCUGCAUUACAUUUACUGAAUUCGGAAAAAUGCAAAAUAUCUGUAACUUUCUUGUUGAAAAGCUAGAUAGCUCUGUUGUCAUCAGCCAACCCCAGUUCUAUCAUAUGCCAGGUUCUAUUGAUAACCUUCGACGACAAGCCUGUCUUGCUGCUGUAGAAAACGCAUGGCGCAAAGCUCAAGAAGUCUGUAACCUUGUUGGCCAAACUCUAGGAAAACCUUUAAUAAUCAAAGAAGAAGAAAUGAAAGAAUGGGAAGGCCAAAUAGAUGAUCCCCAGUCAUCCAGACUUUCAAAUUCAUUAACCGUACAACAAAAAAUCAAAAGUGCAACAAUGCAUGCUGCUUCCAAAGUAUUUAUAACUUUUGAAGUAAAGGGGAGAGAGAAGAAAAAAAAACACAUCUGA